This is a messenger RNA of Rosa chinensis, 876 nucleotides long. RefSeq lists its product as uncharacterized. The transcript has 2 exons. The record is from RefSeq and is a predicted model, not a curated record. NCBI's taxonomy places the organism in Eukaryota, Viridiplantae, Streptophyta, Magnoliopsida, Rosales, Rosaceae. The coding region runs from base 1 to 876 and encodes 291 amino acids.
AUGUCUGCCGCUGCCUUGCAAAUCCAAACUCUGGAAGAUGAGGAUUCACAAUGGGGUGGUUCUUCAGAAGGUCGUACCUAUAAGGCCAGGGAUCGAGAACUGAUGGAUCUUCGACUUAAAGCUCAAUAUUUCACGGAUCCGUGCAGGUAUGAACCAAACAUAUUUCGCAGGCGAUAUAGAAUGCAACCUUGGGUCUUUGACAAGAUGAUGCGCGACGUGGCCAACUACGACCCAUAUUUUGUUCAAACAAGAAAUGCUUGUGGGAGACUCAGCUUAUCCACUGAACAAAAGUUGACAUGCGCCAUGAGAAUGCUCGCGUAUGGCAUCACAGCUGAUUUCUGUGAUGAUUACCUAGAUAUUGCGAAGAUCACUGCCAUUGAGAUUUUUGAGCACUUCACAAAAGCAAUCUGGAAUGUGUACCAUGAGACUUACCUCCGCCGACCAACACCGGCAGAUUUACGACGGCUGCUUGACAAAGCUGCAGAACGGGGAUUCCCGGGGAUGAUCGGUAGCCUUGAUUUUGAUGGCAUAUACCUUAAGUGGGGGUCAUUUGUACAAGCAAUCCGAAACCCGAGGUCGCCGCAGACACAACAUUUCACAAGGAUGCAGGAAGCAUACAGAAAAGACGUGGAGAGAGCAUUUGGUAUUCUCCAAGCUCGUUGGGCAAUCAUAAGAGUACCAGCUCGUGGGUGGAGUAAGGGGAACCUUCAAUACAUCAUGAUGACGUGCAUUAUCUUGCAUAAUAUGAUUGUUGAAGAUGAGCAUGAUGAAGAUGCAGCGCAGCCAUUUGAUCCAGAUGAUAUCCCAACCAGACCAAGGAAAGCAGAAAUAUAUAAGAGACCAGUAAUGGACACCGAUGUUGAUCGCAAUCCGUAA